CAUCCCUGAAGGAGGAGCGGGUCUGACUCGGGAUAUUUCCCCAGUCCUGAGUUCUUUCUUCUUUUCCAGGCUAAAAUGGGAAUUUGCGGUUUUGCGCUUUGUUUAGCAAUCACUACAUGUUUGUGGAGGGCAUCCAUUCAAGGAGAGCAUCAGAGGAGGCUGUAUCGAGACCUCAUGAAAGAUUACAACCCUCUAGAGAGACCUGUGUUUAAUGACACCCAGUCGCUGACCGUAAACUUCAGCUUCAGCUUGAUGCAGAUCAUGGACGUGGAUGAGAAGAAUCAAGUUCUCACAACGAACAUAUGGCUACAGCUGUACUGGUUCGAUCAUUACCUUAAAUGGAAUGUCUCCGAAUAUCCCGGUGUGACGAGCGUCCGAUUUCCUGAUAGCCAGAUUUGGAAGCCUGACAUUUUGCUUUAUAACAGUGCUGAUGAGCGAUUUGAUGCCACCUUUCACACCAACGUGCUAGUCAGCUCCAACGGCGCCUGCCAAUACUUACCACCAGGUAUCUUUAAAAGCACAUGUCACAUCGACGUGCGGUGGUUUCCCUUCGAUGUUCAGCGGUGUGACCUGAAGUUCGGCUCAUGGACGUACGGUGGCUGGUCGCUGGACCUGCAGAUGAUUGAGGCUGAUAUCACAGGCUAUAUAGCCAAUGGAGAAUGGGACCUUGUAGAGGUUCCAGGUCACAGGAAUGAAAGGUUCUAUGACUGCUGUAAAGAACCGUACCCGGAUGUGACGUUCACAGUGGUGAUGCGGAGACGGACGCUGUACUACGGUCUAAACCUGCUCAUUCCAUGUGUCCUCAUCUCCACACUGGCUCUGCUCGUCUUCCUCCUGCCUGCAGAUUCAGGCGAGAAGAUCUCCCUCGGAAUCACAGUUUUGCUCUCACUGACUGUCUUCAUGCUCCUGGUUGCCGAAAUCAUGCCUGCGACGUCAGACUCAGUGCCUUUAAUCGCUCAGUAUUUUGCCACUACCAUGGUUAUCGUCGGGUUGUCGGUGAUAGCCACAGUUUGGGUCCUACAGUAUCACUACCAUGAUCCCGAUGGAGGAAAAAUGCCAAGAUGGACACGUGUGGUGCUGGUGAACUGGUGUGCAUGGUUCUUGCGGAUGAAAAGGCCGGGCGAGGAGCGAGUGCGCUCAGCGUGCCACGACAAGCGUCCACGCAGCAGCGUCUCCAGCGUGGAACCGACCAAUGGAAACGUUCUCUACAUGGGCCUGCGUGGUAUGGAGAGCCUGCCCUGUGCCACGUCGCCCGACUCAGGGGUGGUGUGUGCCCGUCUCAUGGGGACGUCCGAAGAGGCUCCGUCAGUGAGCAGCGGGCAGGGAGACACGGAGCUGUCCAAGAUCCUGGACGAGGUGCGCUAUAUUGCCAAGAGGUUCCACGACCAGGAUGAAGAGGAGUCUUUGUGUAGCGAGUGGAAGUUUGCUGCCUCGGUUAUCGACCGCUUGUGUCUCAUGGCCUUUUCCAUGUUCACUGUCCUCUGCACCAUCGGCAUCCUCAUGUCAGCUCCUAAUUUCGUCGAAGCCAUUUCCAAAGACUUCUUCACUUAAACGUUGUGUGUGUAGCUUUUCCUGCAGCUUUUCAGAGUUUACUGCAGAGUCAGAGGUGUAGUUCAGAUUGAAAUAAAAUGAAAUGUACACAUUUUUUCCUUAAAUAAAUAGAAACUAAAUCAAUUAGGACAUAGAUUCUCGAUUCUCAAUUUGGUCUCCAAGACAAAACUAAAUAAGCAAACUUUAGACCUCAAUCUUUGUGUAAAUUUCAUUUUUUUUAGCUGAACUGUUUAAAGCAAGCGAGUAAUAAAGGGUAGAAAUGACUUGCAGUACUGACAGUUGUCUGGUGUUUUGUAGUUAAAAUACAAUUCAUUUCUGUUAUUACUCUCAGUUUAUAAGUGAAAGUGAUCUAAAUGUGCAGCAUAUUCAUAACUAUUCAUAUAAUCAAUUAUAAUCAUAAUAGCCUUCACACAGUAGCUGGACUGUAACCUGAUACACACUGGUAACGCUCUGCUUUUGUUUUGUUUUUUUUUAUUUCUCUUCAUUUACAUGACAAAGUAAAGAAAUCAGCAAUAUUUCAAUGUAUUUCCAUGUAUCAGAGUGAGCACUGUGACCUUGUAUCUGGUGGGGAUGAUAUGUCCAGUUUCACACGUUUUCAACCUUAACGCCAGCGAACACUGCUAUAAGCAGCUAUAAGUCAUCAUUAAGCUGCAUAGGUCUGAGAUUCCUUUUUUUUUUAAUUUUCUUCAAAGUUGCCUUUAUGAUGUAGAGUGACAAAUAAAGAUAUUUUUCUAUAUCUUAGAAAAAUAAAGAGUGCCCAUGGUCAUGCUUUUCUUUAGAAUGAUACAAGGAUAGAAAGCUGAAGAAUGGUAACAUGGAUGUGAGAGGAAAUGUACUACAAGUGAUAGACACAAUACACACUUCCUUUUGAUAACCUUUUACAGUUAUCUACCAACAUGGGACCAACUGCUGCUGGAAAGUUCGACUUGUAUUCGGUGUAGAGUUUGGUUUUACUUCGGCUUCAGGUGAAUUCCACACAAAAAAGAUUAUUCAAAGGAGGUUCCUUAAUCUAAUAACUAUGCAAGAGAAAUCAUGAUCACAUGUAGUUUAUAGGUCUUAUUAUGUAGUGAUAAUACAAACUAAAUUGUUUCCACAAUGUGCAUUAUGUAAGAAAUAAAAGAAAAAUUAAAUAAUCA
Messenger RNA from Pangasianodon hypophthalmus (striped catfish), 2687 nucleotides. RefSeq names its product cholinergic receptor, nicotinic, alpha 7a (neuronal) (gene chrna7a). Gene Ontology annotation, cellular component: synapse; neuron projection; postsynaptic membrane. Gene Ontology annotation, molecular function: acetylcholine-gated monoatomic cation-selective channel activity; transmembrane signaling receptor activity. Bases 76 to 1551 code for a protein of 491 amino acids. Lineage: Eukaryota; Metazoa; Chordata; Actinopteri; Siluriformes; Pangasiidae. The record is from RefSeq and is a predicted model, not a curated record. The transcript is spliced from 10 exons. Gene Ontology annotation, biological process: regulation of membrane potential; chemical synaptic transmission; nervous system process.